Messenger RNA from Chinchilla lanigera (long-tailed chinchilla), 1824 nucleotides. It is a transcript of the gene Hs3st2, whose product is annotated as heparan sulfate (glucosamine) 3-O-sulfotransferase 2. The transcript has 2 exons. The record is from RefSeq and is a predicted model, not a curated record. Lineage: Eukaryota; Metazoa; Chordata; Mammalia; Rodentia; Chinchillidae. The coding region runs from base 7 to 1077 and encodes 356 amino acids. Gene Ontology annotation, molecular function: [heparan sulfate]-glucosamine 3-sulfotransferase activity.
GGAGCCAUGGCCUAUAGGGUCCGGGGCCGCGCGGGGCCACCUCAGCCGCGGAGGGCGCGCAGGCUGCUCUUCGCCUUCACGCUCUCGCUCUCCUGCACUUACCUGUGCUACAGCUUCCUGUGCUGCUGCGACGGGCUCGGCCGCAGCCGCCUCCUCGGGGCGCCGCGCUGCCUCCGCGGCCCCGACGCGAGCGGCCAGAAACUUCUCCCGAAGUCCCGCCCCUGCGAUCCCCCCGGGCCGCCGCCCAGCGCGCCCGCCCCGCGCCUCGCGGGCUCCAACCACUCGGGCUCCCCGAAGCCGGGCACCAAGCGGCUGCCCCAGGCCCUCAUCGUGGGCGUGAAAAAGGGGGGCACCCGGGCCGUGCUGGAGUUCAUCCGGGUGCACCCGGACGUGCGGGCCUUGGGCACCGAGCCCCACUUCUUCGACAGGAACUACGGCCGCGGCUUGGACUGGUACAGGAGCCUGAUGCCCAGGACCCUGGAGACCCAGAUCACGCUGGAGAAGACGCCGAGUUAUUUUGUCACUCAAGAGGCCCCACGGCGGAUCUUCAACAUGUCCCGGGACACCAAGCUCAUCGUGGUGGUGCGGAACCCGGUGACUCGCGCCAUCUCUGAUUACACGCAGACACUCUCCAAGAAGCCCGACAUCCCGACCUUCGAGGGCCUGUCCUUCCGCAACCGCACUCUGGGCCUGGUGGACGUGUCGUGGAACGCCAUCCGCAUCGGGAUGUACGCGCUGCACCUGGAGAGCUGGCUGCGCUACUUCCCGCUGGCCCAGAUCCACUUCGUCAGUGGCGAAAGGCUCAUCACCGACCCUGCGGGUGAAAUGGGGCGCGUCCAGGACUUCCUGGGCAUCAAGAGGUUCAUCACGGACAAGCACUUCUACUUCAACAAGACCAAAGGAUUCCCGUGCUUGAAAAAGACACAGUCGAGCCUCCUGCCUCGAUGCCUGGGCAAAUCCAAAGGCAGAACUCAUGUACAGAUCGACCCCGAAGUGAUAGAUCAGCUCCGGGAAUUUUAUAGACCUUAUAAUAUUAAAUUUUAUGAAACCGUUGGGCAGGACUUCAGGUGGGAGUAAGCCACCAAAGGGCUCUUCCCUCAUCCCGUCCCUGAGGUUUGCUGCCUGGGCUCUGGUCCUCCUCCCUCAACAAGCUUGGCCUCCGGUCCCUCUUCCCAUCCUGGGUCCCACCUUUUGGAACCAGAGAGUUCCCAAGGCCAAGGCCAAAGAGAACGGGAAGGUCCCGGCCACUAGCUCUCACCAAUCUGUCCAGGCAAAUUUGAUUUGCUGCUGGCACAUCCAUCCAAGUCCCAAAUUGUCUCCCUCCCAUCUAUAAGAGGCCUUGAGGGAGUUGCUGUUAGAAGAGUGUGUCUUCCAGCGAUCACACAGAGUAUAGGUGGUGACAGUUCUGCUGCUAUGAACACGGCUGUCCGUUCCUGCACCACCCUCCCAGGAAUGGACUUGUUAAUUCCAAGUGGCAUGCACUUUCCUCUGAGCCUAAUUCCCUGGAGCCGCCCUGGGUGGUGGGAUGGGAGAGCAUCUUCAGCCCCUCGCAGAUCUUGCAGAGAUUGCAAAGCUAGAAGCAUCCCUUUGAGGAUGAGAGAAGGCAGUGAGUUCAAAACCUGUGGUCUCAGCUGUGCUCGGAGGGUACUGCCUUUGAAAACCACUUUGUGACUCACCCCGCUCCCUGUGAACAAAAGCACAUAACUGCUGUUACGGGUACUUUCCUCAUGCGAGCUUUCGUGUGUAGCAUGCGACGGAAUCAUGCUUGUCCAUGUGAAAUAAAUGUGGCUCUCUCGUGUCCUUAACACUGGACUUUGUAAGCCA